Henningerozyma blattae CBS 6284 is the source of this 1719-nucleotide messenger RNA. RefSeq names its product sugar porter family MFS transporter. Gene Ontology annotation, molecular function: carbohydrate:proton symporter activity. The record is from RefSeq and is a predicted model, not a curated record. Gene Ontology annotation, biological process: transmembrane transport; carbohydrate transport. Gene Ontology annotation, cellular component: plasma membrane. The coding region runs from base 1 to 1719 and encodes 572 amino acids. The transcript has a single exon. NCBI's taxonomy places the organism in Eukaryota, Fungi, Ascomycota, Saccharomycetes, Saccharomycetales, Saccharomycetaceae.
AUGUCAGAAAAAAGUACAAUUGUUGAGCAAGAACAUAGCAGUAAUUUAUUGGAUAACACUGAUAUCACUUCUGUAGCUUCUACGCCUUCAAAUAAAAAUGAGACUGAUAUAACUCCUGAAGGUGAUCCCAAAACUGAGUCUGAAAAUGCCACCAAUAUAGCUGCCCCACCAUCUCCACCUGGAACAAACUGGGGUAUUUGUGUUUUAUGUUUAAUGGUUGCUUUCGGUGGGUAUAUAUCUGGUUGGGAUUCUGGUACUAUUGGCGGUUAUGAAUCUCAAACCGAUUUCUUAAAGAGAUUUGGUUCAAAAAGAAGUGAUGGUACUUAUUACUUAUCUAAGGUUAGGACUGGUUUAUUAACAUCCAUGUUUAAUAUAGGUAAUGCCAUUGGAUGUUUCUUUUUGGGGCGUUUAGGAGAUAUGUAUGGCCGUCGUAUAGGAUUAAUUGUUGCUGCCGUUAUUUUCAUAGUGGGAAAUAUCAUUCAGAUUGCUUCUAUUAGAGCUUGGUAUCAAUAUAUGAUUGGUAGAAUUGUUGCUGGUGUAGGAGCUGGUUUGAUUGCAAUUUUGUCUCCUAUGUUAAUAUCUGAAGUGGCACCAAAAAAUAGUAGAGGUGCAAUGGUUUCCUGUUAUCAACUGAUGAUCACUUUAGGUAUUUUCUUAGGUUACUGUACAAAUUUUGGUACCAAGAGAUACCAUAAUUCUACUCAAUGGAGAGUUGGUGUGGGUUUGCAAUUUGCAUGGUGUUUAUGUAUGAUUAGUGCCAUGAUGUUCGUCCCAGAAUCUCCAAGAUUUUUGGUUGAAAAGGGCAGAAUCGAAGAAGCUAAACGUUCAAUUGGUAGAUCAAAUGGUGUUUCUCCAGAUGAUCCAGUGGCUAUAUGGGAGUUAGAUGAAAUUCAAGUUGUCGUGGACAAGAGUAGAGCCGAGGGUGAAGCUGGUUGGCUAGAUUUAUUUAAUACAGAACACAAGAUUUUCCAAAGAGUUAUUAUGGGAAUUGCAAUUAUGGCUUUUCAACAAUUAACAGGUGCUAACUAUUUUUUCUAUUAUGGUACUACUAUUUUCAAAGCUGUUGGUAUGAAAGAUGGGUUUGAAGCCGCCAUUGUUUUUGGUGUUGUUAAUUUCUUCUCCACCUGUUGUGCAUUAUUGUUUGUCGAUAGGUUAGGAAGAAGGAGAUGCCUACUAUAUGGAGCUGCAGGCAUGAUUUGUUGUAUGGUUGUCUUUGCUUCCGUUGGGGUUAAAAGAUUAUGGCCCAAAGGUAAGAAGGCCGGUAUCUCUUCCCAAGGUGCUGGUGAUUGUAUGAUUUGUUUCUCUUGUUUUUUCUUAUUUUGUUUUGCUACUUCAUGGGCCCCAAUUGCUUUCGUUAUAAUUUCAGAAACUUUCCCAUUGAAUGUUAAGGCUAAGGGUAUGGCUCUAGCCAUUGUUUCCAAUCAAUUGUGGAAUUUUUGUAUUGGGUUUUUUACACCAUUUAUUUCAAAUUCUAUUAACUUUGCUUAUGGGUAUGUUUUCUUAGGCUGCAUAUGCCUGGCAUGGAUUUAUGUAUUUUUCUUUGUUCCAGAAACUAAGGGUCUAGUAUUGGAAGACGUUGAUAUAAUGUGGAGAGAGGGGACACUACCAUGGAAGUCUGCUUCAUGGAUCCCUCCAUCUGAGAGAGGGGCUAACUACGACGUCGAUGCCUUGGCUAACGAUGACUCCUCACCAUGGAGGAAAAUGUUUGGUAGAAAAUAA